Ruditapes philippinarum (Manila clam) is the source of this 2124-nucleotide messenger RNA. Its product is annotated as calcium-activated chloride channel regulator 4-like. Lineage: Eukaryota; Metazoa; Mollusca; Bivalvia; Venerida; Veneridae. The record is from RefSeq and is a predicted model, not a curated record.
AAUUUUGAUUUGAGGCGACCCCGCUAUCGCUUACAUUGUGUCACGUGAUGUUUUAGCCGUUGGCAAUGCAGACACCGUAAGCUGCAUCAAGGCCUUACUAAUAGUCUAAGACGUUUUCAGGAGGAUUUCUACGGACAGAUAAAUGUAGUAUUUUAUGCUGAUGCUGAAAUAACUACAGAAAUAUGCUGUAUAUCCCAGUAACUGUUUUGGUAUUUGCUUUAAUGACAGCUUGUGUUUCCGGUAUAUCUAUUGAUAAGGGAAAGUACGAAGAUGUGAAUAUCGUUAUCCAAGACACUGUUGUAGAGAAUGACACACUUUUAAAAAGGAUCCAGGAUGUAUUUACAAGUGCGUCACAGAUGCUUUUCGAAGCUACCAGACACCAUGUCUACUUUGGUCAAAUAAACAUCAUAUUACCCAAGUCUUGGACUGCGAAACCAGAAUAUACCGCAAUGAAGGCACGUUCUGAGUUGGAGUCAUACAUAACAGUAGAAGCGGGAAAAAUGAUAUCUCCGCAUACAAAGCGUAGAGAAAAGAAGUGCGGACACGCGGGGCGAUACAUGUAUCUCCAUGCUGAUUUCCUACUGGAAGAAGGGAGAACUAAGUGGGGACAUCACGAAAACGUUUUGGUUCAUGAGUGGGGACACUUAAGAUGGGGAUUAUUUGAUGAAUAUCCAUUAGAGAAGAAUAAAAGAUUUUAUUUGGAAGAUGGUGUGUGGCAUCCUACCAGGUGCAGUAAAAAAGUAAAAGGAAUUGUUGGAAUGGGUCAACAAUGUUCAGCGUCAACCUCCUGUACAGUUACUGACACAACUGAAGUGAUGAAUAAAGACUGUCAAUUCUGUCCCCAUGAAACCCAAUCACAGUCCAAUUUAAGUUCAAUAAUGGCAUACAACUGGGUAGACGGGAUAACAAUGUUUUGUGAUAAAGAAGAUGAUGAAACUAUCCCCAUACAUCAGAAACAUAACAGUAAAGCUCCAAACCAACAAAAUGACAAAUGUCAAGGCCGUAGUGCAUGGGAAGUAAUGAGGGACCAUAUUGACUUCCAAUCAGAACCCCUGCCAGCAGUCACUGAUACAACCCCUGUGUUCAACAUUGUCCGUGAAACUGAUGGCUACCGUGUGUUUGUAUUAGACAUUUCUGGUAGUAUGGAUACUAAUGAAAGAAUAGAUAAGCUAUACCAAGCCAGUAAGUAUGUGAUCCAAAAGAAAAUUCCAGACAAUAGUUGGUUAGGUAUAAUUUGGUUCAACGACCAAGCUAACGUCAAAAUGAAGUUAACCCAUGUUGUGUCACAAGAAGUUCGAGACCAUCUGGUCUCUUCAUUACCUAAAAUGGCCAAUGGAGGGACAUGCAUCGGGUGUGGAAUAGAAAAAGCGUUAGAGAUUUUCAGGUUGGUUUCCACGGAUUUAAGUGGAAGUGAAAUCAUAGUAAUUUCAGAUGGUAAUGACAACGGUGGAAGCCUUGACUCUGCUGUCGAACACGCUAUAAAUGAGAAAUGUGUCAUACACACCAUUUCUAUUUCCCAAGCAGCAGAUGAAAGAAUGAUAUCCAUGGCAACAAGAACAGGAGGAAUUCAUAUUUCUUACCUUGAAACUGAGACAAUUAAUUUUGCGUCCGUCUUUAUGGGGGUUGUUUCCAAGGGGGUUACACAAGCAGCUAUGGAAUCAACCACGCUUAUAUCGGAGACGGUUGACACUCUUGGUCCAUCACCGUAUACAUUCACUUUUGAUGUAGAUAACAGUGUUGGAAAGAACACUACCGUUAGUGUGCUAAACAAGGUGUCAGGGUCAAUAAAUAUUAAUGUUGAAAGUCCGAAUGGAACCUUAUAUUCACAACAAGCCAAUGGGGACAGUCUUGUAUUAUGUAUUCCUGGGAUAGCAGAGCCCGGACGAUACAAUGCAACAAUCGAAGCAGAAUCCACUUUUGAGCACAUUGUUACCUCGGAACCAACUGGACCUGAGGUAGUACGAGUUGAUUCAUGGAUCAGUCCAGUUAAUUUUGACUUUGUCUCUGGCAAUCUACCUGUUGUGGGAGCUGAUGUAUCGAAAGGGAGAUCUGCUGUUUUAAAUGCAAAUGUGACGGCGAUUAUAGGUACAGGAGUUUCUGUGCCAUUAUUUGAUAAUGGACUUG